AUGGGCGCGUAAACAGCGGCGGGUUCCGUGAGGGCCCCGGGGGUCCCUCCAGGUGAGGGGGGUCCGGCAGGUGAAGGGGGUCCCCAGGUUAGGGGGUCUCCAGGGGGUCCCCCGACCCCCCCGGGGACCCCCACCAUGGACAGCCCGGCCCUGCCCAUCCGCCGCUCCCGCCGCGAGCUGGUGGAGGCCGUGAGAGAGCGGCCCUUCCUCAUCGUCACCGGCGAGACGGGCAGCGGCAAGAGCACGCAGCUGCCCAGGUACCUCUUCGAGGCAGGCCUGGCCAAGCACGGGGCCAUCGGUGUCACCCAGCCCCGGCGCGUUGCCACCAUGUCGGUGGCGCAGCGGGUGGCCGAGGAGAUGGGCUGUGCCCUGGGCACUCUCGUGGGGUACCAGGUCCGCUUCGACGACUGCACCUCCGAGGACACUGCCAUCAGGUAUAUGACUGAUGGCUGCCUGUUGAGGCAAAUCCUGACAGACCCCCUCCUCAGCAAGUACAGCAUCAUCAUUUUGGAUGAAGCCCAUGAGCGCAGCCUCAGCACUGAUAUUUUAUUUGGUUUGCUGAAGAAACUCUUUCUACAGAAGAAAGCCCCGGACAGGAAGACGGAGAUGAAGGUGGUGGUGAUGUCGGCCACCCUGGAGGUGGACAAGCUCUCCGAGUUCUUUGGACACUGCUCAGUGCUGCACAUUCCAGGGAGGAGUUACCCUGUCAAGGAGAUAUUCUGCAACCUGCUGAGCCCCAGGGACGUGGGCAGCUCUGCCUAUGUCACAGAGGCUGUGAAAGUCACACUGGAUGUCCACCUGAAUGAACCAGAAGGCGACAUCUUGGUCUUCCUGACAGGUCAAAUUGAGAUAGAAAAAGCCUGUGACUUGCUCUUCAAGAAAGCAGAGUCUAUUGAUUACCGCUACGAGGUGCACGAUCAGGCCGUGGAGGGAUUGCUUAUCCUACCUCUGUAUGGCUCAAUGUCAACAGAUCAACAGAAAAGGAUAUUUUUGCCAGCUCCUACAGGCAUUAGAAAAUGUGUGGUGUCCACAAACAUUGCUGCAACAUCUCUGACCAUCGAAGGAGUCAGGUACGUCGUAGACAGCGGGUUUGUGAAGCAGCUGAAUCACAACCCCCGAGUUGGCUUGGACAUACUGGAGGUGGUUCCCAUUUCAAAGAGCGAGGCGAAGCAGCGAGCUGGCCGAGCCGGCAGGACCUCGUCCGGGAAGAGCUACCGGCUGUACAGCAGGGAGUUCUGGGAGCAGUGCAUGCCUGACCACACCGUCCCAGAGAUCAGGAGGACCAGCCUGACAUCUGUCAUCCUGACCUUGAAGUGCCUCUCCGUGCAUGAUGUCAUCAGAUUUCCCUAUUUGGACCCCCCUGAAGAAAGACAUAUUUUAGAAGCUCUCAAGGAACUUUACCAGUGCAGUGCUAUUGACAGGAGAGGCCAUGUGACAAGACUGGGAGAAUUCCUGGUGCAGUUUCCCCUCCCUCCCAACCUGAGCUGUGCUGUCAUAAAAGCUGCUUCCCUUGACUGUGAGGAUCUCCUGCUUCCCAUUGCAGCCAUGCUGUCCGUGGAAAACGUCUUCAUCCGGCCAGGUAGGAAGCCUCUUAUCCCCAAAGCAGCCCCAUAUGUUUUUAAAGCUUCCCAUGAGCUUGGAGUCAGGGCACAUUGCAUGCCAGGAAUUGGACAACAGCUGUUCCAAAGGCUCCAGACCAGCAUGGAAUUGGGUUGCCUUUGUCCCAAGGCUGUGAGCUGGGAAGCAACGUUUGCGUAAGCAGGAGGAUGCUGAGAGGUCAUGAGGGGGAAACUGUGUUACAGGAGGGAAAAGAGUAAAAAAAAACCCCCAGAAAAGCAAAAUGCACCACAGCAGAUGUUUUGCUGUUGGUCUGAGUACAGACAACAGGGACUGAUUAAUUUGUUUUUAAUGAACGGGGUCACCUCUGGAUUAUCUUUCCUGUCAAUAACUCUGUUUAACCAAACAGACCUUUUAAGUUACUGUGAGAAGCUCAGCUUGUCACUGCCUCCUUUCCAGUGUUUUUCUAAAUGGAAAAUACAGUUUUGCUGUGGUUCCAGGGUAGCACCUUUCGUAGUGCUAAACCCAGUCUCUCACAUUCUCCUUUCCCCUCCUGUCUGUCCCCCUUUGUGCUACAUAUAUUUAUAUAUGUCCUGUCUUUGUGGGAGACCUUUGUCCUUCCCAGUCACUCCCUGGCUCUUGUCCAGUUAUCCCUGUAGUCCAUUAACUGUCCCUGUUAGCACAACAGCCCCAGACACUGCUGACACCACUGAUAACCUGGAAUCUGCUCCGGGGUCCUUCCCAUUCCCACAACUGUCCCUGUGCUUUCCCAUCCUCCCUCUGGCAACGUGCCCUUGUUCUCUGAGGCAUUUGUAACUCUUCAGCAACCCUGAACACUGGGAAGAACAUGGAACUCCCACCCUGAAGGCACCUCAGGGUGUGUAGGAUCAGGCCUCCUUCAUCCAUGGUACCUUUAAUACCCACAAACUUCUGCCAUCCUCUACAACAGCAGCACUGCAAAGGCCUUUGCAGUUGUGUCUCCCCCUCCUGAGGGGAAAAGGUUGUGCUGGAGAAGAAAUUCUCGGGGUAUUCAAGCCUUGAAAUAACACUUUGGAAGUGUUGCUUUUGCCCAGCACAUUCCUAGCACUUAGUGAAGGUGGAUUCCCACUAAACUCACAGAUGCACAUGUUUUUCUAGACUCUUAUUUAAGACCUCCACUGCUGUGGCCCUGGGACAAAAGCUGAGUUAAAUAGAUUAGAUGGGGUGGUUUCAACAGCCUUGUUUUUUCUCUCUCAGGGUAAAACUUCCACUUGAUCCUCGGGAGCUGUUUGUUUAAGGUCCCUGUUCCUUUAUCUUUCCAUGUCACCAUCUGAGCUGAUUGUGAGAGAGAAAUAUGUAGAACCUUUCCAAGAGAGCAGAGUUCUUCAUCUCUAUUUGCUGACUGAUGAGAUUAAUGACAGAUUUAAUAGCAUCUACAUGCUCUUGUUCAGCAGGAAUGGAAGGAGGAAGAGCUGUAAAU
This is a messenger RNA of Lepidothrix coronata (blue-crowned manakin), 3016 nucleotides long. It is a transcript of the gene DHX40, whose product is annotated as DEAH-box helicase 40. NCBI's taxonomy places the organism in Eukaryota, Metazoa, Chordata, Aves, Passeriformes, Pipridae. Bases 136 to 1758 code for a protein of 540 amino acids. Gene Ontology annotation, cellular component: intracellular anatomical structure. Gene Ontology annotation, molecular function: ATP binding; RNA binding. The transcript has 11 exons. The record is from RefSeq and is a predicted model, not a curated record.